Molecule: messenger RNA, 924 nt
Organism: Cynara cardunculus var. scolymus (artichoke)
Lineage: Eukaryota; Viridiplantae; Streptophyta; Magnoliopsida; Asterales; Asteraceae
Product: zinc finger MYM-type protein 1-like
Exons: 5
Coding region: 1-924 (307 amino acids)
Source: RefSeq, a predicted model, not a curated record
AUGUUAAUCGUCGUCACUCGUCAAUGCCCAGCAGUCAAUCGUCGACAGACGGCAGUAGCCGGUCGGAGUCAGACGGCAGUAGUCGGUCGGUCAGUCGGCGAUCAUUACGUAGGACAAUGUCGGAGUGAUGAUUUUGUAACAGAUGGUUUUAAUAGUUGGAAUAAAACGGAGAGACUUGGUCUUCAUGUUGGCAACAUUAAUAGUUUUCACUAUAGAGCACUUAAGAAAGGUGAGGAUCUAAUGAGCCAAGAUCGAUCUAUUGCCGUUGCCUUUCAUAAGCAAACUGAGAAGGAGAAGAAUGAGCACCGAAUACGUUUAAAUGCUUUAAUUAAGACUUGUAGAUUCUUGUUGAAGAAUGCAUUGCCCUUUCGUGGUCACGAUGAAUCUGAAAUGUCUAUUUCUAAAGGCAUGUUCUUAGAAACAUUAGCCUUAAUUGGUGAUUGCAAUGAGGAUGUAGUUGAUGAGUCUAGUGACGUUUCUAAGAAGGAACAAAUGACGGUGGUUUUACGAUAUGUUGAUGCACGUGGUAUUGUAAGAGGGCAAGGUUAUGACGGAGCAAGCAAUAUACGCGGUGAGUUCAAUGGAUUAAAGGCCUUGAUCUUGAAUAAAAAUAUCUCGGCAUAUUAUAUCCAUUGUUUUGCUCACCAACUUCAAUUAGUUGUUGUGGCGGUUGUAAAUAAACAUGACGGAGUUGAGAACCUUUUUAAUAUAUUAAGAAUGGUGAUCAAUGUGGUGAAUGUUUCUUACAAGCGUAAAGACAUGCUUCGACAAAGUUACAAAGAUAGAGUGCAAGAAGCAAUUGAUUUCCAGCAGGACAUUGAUUUCAACGAUAAUGUUCACAUUGAAGUCAAGGCACGGACAAAAUUCAGCCGUGAGGAUCAAAAUUUGAAGAUUGACCAUGGAAAGCAAGCAGCAGUUGAAUAG